Messenger RNA from Paramecium sonneborni, 1179 nucleotides. Lineage: Eukaryota; Ciliophora; Oligohymenophorea; Peniculida; Parameciidae. The record is from the annotation of a GenBank genome assembly.
AAAAUGUUCACAUCUCAACUAACUUGGGCUAUUCUAUAACUAUUUAUUGUUGGCACUCUUUAUUUUGUAAUCUUUUAAGCUAUUAAUGUUUAACAUUAACAAAAAGAAAUAACAUUUAUUAGACAUGGUGCUAGAUCUCCUAACAAAUAUAAUCCAUUAGAUUAAGAAUUAUGGAAAAACUAUAAACCUGGUCAUCUUACUGAAAAAGGAUUUUUAUAACUUUAAUAAUUAGGUUAAUCAUAUCAAACUAAUUAUUUUUAUGAUGAUAAUGCAAAUUGUAUUUACUAAAAAUUAAAUUUCAUUUCAUCUUUAAAACCAAGAGUUAUACAUUCAUUCAUUGCAUUUAUUUAGGGACUUUGUCCUAAUAAUUUUUCAGAAAUUCUUAAAAACUUUUUUUAAGACUAUUUUUCAAACUAUUCUAAAAAUGAAAAAAUUCUAAAACAAAUUCUAUAGUCGAAUUUUACAAGUCCUUUUGAUUUUGAUUUUGAAACGUUUUAAAUGGAUAGAGACUUUUUAUUUCAUGGUCAUAGUUCAUCAUAGUGUCCUAUAUUAGAUUAGAUUGAAUUAGAAAUAUUAAAUAACCAAGAAUAUUUGUCAAAAAAUCAAGAGUUUAAACUUAGGCCAGAGUUUUAAGAAGUAUUUACAGAGAUGAAAAAUUCAAAUUCAUUUCUUCAAUAAGAAACUAUCACUAUCAAUUAAAUGAAAACAUUUUAUGGAGGAUAUAAAUGUAAUAGAUAUUAAGGAUUUGAGAGGCCAGUUUUUUCAUUAAAUGCUUAAAAAUAUUUAGAUGAAGUAAAUUAUUUAUUUUUAUUUUAGAUUUUUAUCUAUAAGUUUUAUAAUAUUGAUAAUUCAAAAUCUAUUCAACAUUUUUCUGCAUUAACUGAAAUAUUUUAAUGGAUAAUUAAAUAAAUUUAAGGAGAUCAUCUUUUUAGUAUAUAUUUUGGACAUGAUUCAAAUUAAAUUGCAAUAUUAGCUGUUUUGAUUGAAGAACGACUUAUUCCUCCUUUUGCCUCUUAAUUGAAAUUAAUAAUUAAAGGAGAAUAUGCCAAUCUAUAUUUUUAAAAUGAACUCUUAGAAACUAAAAUUUGCAGAUCUAAAAUUAAUUGUACUAGAAGAUAAUUAAUCAAAUAUCUAGAAUAAUAUAUUUCUAAAGACUUGAAUGACCUUUGUUAAAUUUGA